AUGUUAAAAUAAAUAAAACUUAACAAAUCAGAAUCAAAUGACUCUGUUACUCAAUCAUUUUUAGCUAAUAUUGAAAAGAAUAAAUGUAACAUUAAUUUGCUAUAACAUUAGAACUUAAAACAGAUGCGAUUAAUAUUUAUGAUUUAAAUAGUAUCAAAUUGCAAGCUGAUGUAAUUCUCAAAAAUAUUGAGAACUAAAUAAAUAGUAUACUUCAUAUAAUAGAUAGAAUGUUCUUAAUGGAAAUCUUCGAAAGAGUAACCUUUAUCCCUAAAUACUACACAAAACACUAGAAUUUAAUAGUAAGAUAGACAAUGGAGCACCUCAAUAAACAAAAAAAUUCAAUAGCCAAGACCGUUCUCAGCAUUAUCAGGAGUUGCUACAAGAAUUAAGCGAUUCGAAGAUACGAAAGAGAAAUAGAAAAUAGAAUCUUAACAAUAAAUAAUUGAUAAAUGUCCAUAACCAUAAAAACCACCCAAAAGUGCUUUAGCCUUGAACUAGUUAUGCAAUCAAGAAUUGAUUAUGGGAAAUUUCAAGUUGGAAACAAUACUAGGAUCAGGAUCAUUUGCAAUGGUUAGAUUAGGUAUUGAUAAAAAUUCGAAAGAGAAAUAUGCUAUUAAAAUUUAUGAAAAAAUAAAAUUGAAUGAUUCUCAAAAAAUGAACAAUGUAAAAAGAGAAAUAUCCAUCUUGAAAAGGAUUGAACAUCAAAACAUUAUCAAAUUGUAUUGGGCAAUAGAAGAUAAAAAAUCAGUACUUUAUUAUAAUAUAAGAUCAAUUUAGUCAUGGAAUAUAUUUCCUCAUAAUCUUUGGCUUCGUACAUAAAGUCUAAGCCAAAUAGAAUCUUACCAGAAAAAGAAUGUUUAACUUUGUUCUAUCAAAUUGCCAUGGCUAUAAAAUAUUUGCAUGAUCUAAACAUAAGUCAUAGAGAUAUCAAAUUAGAUAAUGUUUUAAUGAUGAAAACCAAUGUAGUAAAACUGAUAGAUUUCGGUUUUGCCAUUUGCAUGCCUCUAAAUUAAAAAACUAACGUUUUUUGUGGAACACCACAUUAUAUGUCUCCAGAAAUCAUAGCAAAGGUAAUUUUACAAUUUAUUGAAUAAGGUUCCUCAUCAUCCUGCUAGUUCAGAUAUUUGGUCUUUAGGUAUACUUUUAUCUAAAAUGAUAACAGGAGAAUAUCCUUUUAAAGGAUAAAAUGAUAAAGAUUUAUAUCGAUAAAUUUAGUGUUAAAAAGUAAAAACUAAUUAAGAUAAAAAAAUAAACGAAAACGUAAUGAGAGUAAUAAAUGGAUGUUUAGAAAAGAAUGUAUAAAAUAGAUGGAACAUUGAUCAGGUCCUGUAUUUCAUAAAGACAUCUUAAUACCAUCAGUAAAAGUAUUUUGAAUUAAUGA
Molecule: messenger RNA, 1381 nt
Organism: Paramecium octaurelia
Lineage: Eukaryota; Ciliophora; Oligohymenophorea; Peniculida; Parameciidae
Source: the annotation of a GenBank genome assembly